GAUCUCGGGCGAAGAGGAGGAGCCAGAGACACCGAGCGGGUGGAGUCGGGAGCCGGAGAGCAGUGGAGGCGGAUUUCCUGGGCCCGGAUCUCAGGGGCUACCAUGGCGUUUGGGAAGAGUCACCGGGAUCCCUUUGAGACCCCCGUGGGCCACCUCAUAGAAAAGGCUACGUUUGCUGGUGUUCAGACUGAAGAUUGGGGCCAGUUCAUGCACAUUUGUGACGUAAUUAACACUACCAGAGAUGGGCCAAAAGAUGCAGUAAAAGCUUUGAAGAAAAGGAUUUCCAAAAACUACAAUCAUAAAGAAAUCAAACUUACCUUGUCACUUAUUGACAUGUGCAUGCAGUGCUGUGACCCAAGUUUCCGGUCUCUGAUUGUGAAGAAGGACUUCGUUAAAGAGGUCCUAGUUAAGCUGCUGAAUCCUAGAUACAACCUGCCCGAAGACAUUCAGAAUAUGAUCUUGAACUUCAUUAGGACUUGGUCACAGGAUUUCUCAGGAGGCAUGGAUAUAAGUGAAGUGAGAGAAGUGUACAUUGACCUGCUGAGGAAAGGCGUUCGAUUUCCUUCCGCAUAUGCCGAGGCCGAAACCGCAGAAAAGGUCUCAUCGAAUCGACCAACACCUGUUCCUUCGGCACCAGCUCUUUCUUCUGUAGUCGUUCCCAAGUACGCGACCAUCACGUUGGUCCCAGAACAGAUUGGAAAAUUGCACAGUGAGUUGGACAUGGUGAAAAUGAAUGUGAGCGUGAUGUCUACCAUAUUGAUGCAGAAUAUCCCUGAAUCUGAAGACCCUGUAGACAUGGAGCUUCUGGAGAAACUUUAUAAGAUUGGUCGGGAGAUGAACGAGAGGAUCGUGGACCUGCUCGUCGUGGUGGAGAAUGAAGACAUAACUGCUGAGCUAACUGAAGUGAAUGAGGAGUUGAAUAAUGUCAUCCUUGGAUAUGAGAGGUACGUUAGAAACAAACAAAGGGCGCUGGCGCGAAAGCAGAGGGAAGACGCCGAGACUACCAGUUAUCCUUCUGCCCCAUCCGUUGAAUUUUUUAAGCUAAGUCCCACCCCUCGGGAUCAAGGAGCCGCAGUGGAGGAACUCAGGGCUGCGCUUACUCAGCUUUUAGACCCAAAUGUCAGCUCUCCAAGUCCCGUUGUAACCAACGACUCGCAACCCAGUCUUCAAUCACAGGUGGAUUGGUUAUUCUCACAAGGUACAGAAACACUCCGGUUUACCCAAGAGACUGACCAAAUCUUCGCCUCAAGUGGUACAUAUGAGAAUAUUUUGGGACUUCCAGAUUCAGUAUUACAGCCAGUUAGUCUUCAGACCAUGCCAGCCACAUCAUCAAACGAGAGACUGCCACCCUUGCCCAGCAAUCAUCCAGCGACGACAAAGAAUGAUCUCCAGCCACCCAAUUACUACGAGGUAAUGGAGUUUGAUCCCUUAGCUCCUGCUGGCACUACAGAGGCUGUUUAUGAAGAAAUUGAUGCCCAUCAGCGCAAAGUAGCUCCAGGUCAUAGUGAUUGCUGAGGUGAAGACUUCAACUUACACAAGUAACAUUCCACAUUAUAAGGGAUUUCAGUGUAAUGGUCACUUUCUCUAUUUAGUAUUACCUUUUGUAAGGGCCAUCUGAGUCUCUGACACUUUGAUGACUGAAAUAUUAUACUAGUUUCUCCAAAUCAUUCAAAUUCCAAUUAACUAUUUGUUCCCUAAUGAAAUCAUUCUUUGUGACCUUGUUAGCUAAAAAUAAUAAACCUUGGCAAUGCAGAAGCAAUGUAGAAGUUGGUUUAUGUAUAGAAAUAUUACUGCUAAUAAAAAUAAAUUUCUUAGCGCUGGAAUCAGACAUUGGUCUCUUAUGUGCAGUUAAUACCUUUGAACUGGGACUGGUACAACUCAUAUUCAUUGUUAACCCAGAUAGGUCUGGAUUUUUUCUAUUUGCUCUACUAGGCAUUUCAUUUAUUUAUUAAUGAAUGCACAGCCACCAAUAACCUAUAAACCUUAUUUAUUCCCCCUCACAAGUCCCCCACCCCAUGGAAAUAGUACAUUCCUUUUUCUUUCCCAGUACGUGGCUCUCCAGUUAUUAAGGAAUGAGGGAAGAGAAGGGAAGGAAGGGGACAGUUGACUAUCUUCUGUUUAUUCUAGGGGAAGGGAACGACCAGCUCACAAGCUGCAUUAGGGGUACCGACUCUCUAAAAGGUAGACCCUGUCCAGCUUUGAGGCCCAGAAGACACGACCUACCAACACAUCAAAACCACAGUGGACAUUUGUCCUCUGCAGUCAUGAAGUAUAAACAGAAGAGUAACCGUUCCAGAGUAAGAGCUAUGAUUCCUGAGAGCAGUGCAAGCUUUAUCUCAGAAGAACUUGGUUUUUAAUGUAUAUUCACUUAAAACUUCAACAGAAGAAACAUUCAUUGUACUGAGGCCAACUUCAUUGGAGGAUCUUAUGUUUCAAAGGGUUUCCUACAAUUAGGUAUCAUCGCACAGCUGUGAUAAGAAUAGAUGGAGAUUAUUACAAAGUAAUUCUGAAUAGAUAUAAACGUGAAAUGUGAGAAACUAAAUAUUUUGUUCAGGAAGAAUACUGAGUGCCUUCAUUUAACUAAAAUCCAAUGUAAAAGUCAAUUUGCACUUCUUUAUAAAUAAUAUUCUUGUUUAGAAUUAUGCAUUAUAAAAGCCUUGAUAUUGUAGUUUCUAUUUCAGGUGCCCUGAAGAAGUCACUGGACUCUGCAUCGAGUUGCUUUUAAAUAUGAUUCUUUGUAAUACUAAAUGUUAUCUAUUUUUUUUUUGCUGCAACUUAACAUUUGUAUUUGGAACAGAUAAGACUGAAAAACAUUCAGAAUUGUGCAUUUGUUUAUGUCAUAAAUUACAAUGACAAAUUACUAUUAAAACAAUUUAAUACGUC
Molecule: messenger RNA, 2883 nt
Organism: Hipposideros armiger (great roundleaf bat)
Lineage: Eukaryota; Metazoa; Chordata; Mammalia; Chiroptera; Hipposideridae
Gene: TOM1L1
Product: target of myb1 like 1 membrane trafficking protein
Exons: 15
Coding region: 103-1515 (470 amino acids)
Biological process (GO): signal transduction
Cellular component (GO): membrane; endosome
Molecular function (GO): phosphatidylinositol binding; clathrin binding; ubiquitin binding
Source: RefSeq, a predicted model, not a curated record